AUGUCCUCGACCCGAAUCGCGCUUGCCGGUGCGACAGGCCACCUCGGAGUUCCCCUGCUCCAAGCUCUGCUUGACGCAAACUUCUUAGUCACUGUCCUUUCACGCAAGGGCGGCAGCAACGCUGCCAAGCUGGCGGUUCAUCCCAAUCUAGACGUACAGAAAGUAGAUUUUCGGUCCAUGGAGUCCCUCCGUCCGGCUCUUGUGGGUGUGGAGCUGGCGAAAGGUGCGCUCGCAGACGUUGAUGGUGCGAUGCUCGGCCUCUGCAUUUGCGGUGCCACGAGCAGUGACUACGGGUGCGACUUUUCUGAUCGCCUGGACAAUGAGCUGCUGGGUAUCGAGAAAAUGGACGAGAAAAAGUUGAGGGCCUUGAUUGCAAGUUUCCUAGGAUAG
Messenger RNA from Colletotrichum graminicola M1.001, 390 nucleotides. RefSeq lists its product as uncharacterized. NCBI's taxonomy places the organism in Eukaryota, Fungi, Ascomycota, Sordariomycetes, Glomerellales, Glomerellaceae. Bases 1 to 390 code for a protein of 129 amino acids. The transcript has a single exon. The record is from RefSeq and is a predicted model, not a curated record.